Molecule: messenger RNA, 759 nt
Organism: Penicillium pulvis
Lineage: Eukaryota; Fungi; Ascomycota; Eurotiomycetes; Eurotiales; Aspergillaceae
Product: S1 family serine peptidase
Exons: 1
Coding region: 1-759 (252 amino acids)
Biological process (GO): proteolysis
Molecular function (GO): serine-type endopeptidase activity
Source: RefSeq, a predicted model, not a curated record
AUGAGACUCGUCCUUUCCACUGCCCUGCUAUCCAUCGCAGGAUUUGCCAUUGCUGAGGAAGCCAUUGUCGGUGGAUCCGUAGCCGCAAAAGGACAAUUCCCCUACCAAGUUUCCGUUCAAACCAGCGCCCAUAAAUGCGGUGGAUCUAUCAUCGAUAAAGAUCAUAUCCUAACUGCCGCUCAUUGCGUGGAUGGGCUAACCGCAGAUCGCCUGAGGAUUCGGGCGGGUUCAAACCAGCACAGCUCGGGUGGGAAGCUGGUCGAGGUGGCUAGUGUCACGCAACACUCGGAGUACGACGCGAAAACAAUCAAGAAUGACAUCGCUGUCCUCAAGUUGGCCUCGAGCCUAGACUUUGGGUCUACCAUCUCGGCCGUGGAACUUCCAUCCUCGUCGGACGAUACGCCGCAGGUGGGAACUAGGUGCUCUGUCACUGGCUGGGGGAGUACCUCCCAUGGAGGCUCUUCUAUUCCCUCAAACCUCUUAGUCGCGUACGUCGACAUUGUUGACCACGAGAAAUGCGCGAAGGAAUAUGCGGAUCGCCAUGAAGUUGAUGACUCCAUGAUCUGUGCUGGUGCCAAAUUUGGAGGAAAGGAUGCUUGCCAGGGAGACAGCGGUGGUCCACUUGUUGAUGUUAGCUCCAAGAAGCAGGUAGGAAUUGUUUCGUGGGGCUUUGGAUGUGGGAAACACGACCGACAAGGUGUUUAUGCGAGCACCGCAGCUUAUCUUGAUUGGAUUCAGGGGGCCGUUCUAGAUGUCUAG